Messenger RNA from Peniophora sp. CBMAI 1063, 780 nucleotides. Lineage: Eukaryota; Fungi; Basidiomycota; Agaricomycetes; Russulales; Peniophoraceae. The record is from the annotation of a GenBank genome assembly.
AUGGCUUUAGAAGCCUCGGUUCCCAGACUUGCUCUCGAGAAGGACGUCUACGUCGAUAUCACGCUCGAUGUGCUGGGCGAAUUCGACGCAGGACCGAGUGCGUCCACUAAAGAAAUCGCCAAGAAAGCGGGAAUCAGGAUCCAGGAUUUGCGCAAGAGGGUACGAGCCGAGAUCUACGCGCGCCUCGCAGAGCUUCGCCCCGCCAUGCGCAAACUAGACGACCGGUUCAUUCCCUCAUCGACCAGCCCAGUCCAGGUCCCCAUCAUGAACUACGGCUACGCUCUCACCUCCGAUGAAAUGCUCUACUGCGCCGAAACGUUCGGAGUGGACCCGUCUUGUGAUGUAUACCGAGACGGCGUGCCAGUCGGUACAACCAGCAAGUACAACUCGGGCCAUCUAGGCCUCGUGCAAACCUGCAUGCGCAGCUAUCUCGAAUGCCGAGGCAACGUCCUAAGCCGCUCUAUCGCUGUUGAAGAAGCAUAUCACCCCGAACACUUAACCUACUUCAUUCUGUUCUCGAACUAUGAUGUGGUGUUUAAGCGCGAGCGCGCGAAGCGGUACAGGCUCGAGAGUAUCAAGGCGAUUGUGGAGGAGAUGAAGAGGGGCUUCGAGGGAUAUGAGGGGAGGGUUCCGAGGGUUGGGUGGCACUGGGACGUCGAGAGGUGCGGGUAUGGGUAUUCGGCGCCUUGGGAUGAGUUCAACUUGUGGCCCGUCGAAGAGAAUAGUCAUUGGAGAAGGACGUUUAACGAUGUAUCUCCAGAGGCGCGUUCAGGACAUUGA